Molecule: messenger RNA, 2328 nt
Organism: Carcharodon carcharias (great white shark)
Lineage: Eukaryota; Metazoa; Chordata; Chondrichthyes; Lamniformes; Lamnidae
Product: probable carboxypeptidase X1
Exons: 14
Coding region: 1-2220 (739 amino acids)
Biological process (GO): proteolysis
Molecular function (GO): metallocarboxypeptidase activity; zinc ion binding
Source: RefSeq, a predicted model, not a curated record
AUGUCCAGGCGGCUGUUCAGUUUCCCGAUUCUCCUGAUUUUCCUGUCCUGGUCUCCGGGAUCCGGACAAACCGGGACCGGGACCGGGACCGGGACCCAGCGGCUCAACCUGGAAUCCGGAGCCGGAGCCGAAAGCGGAGCGAGUCCGAGUCUCAGACCGAGUCCGGGUCCGGGUCCGAACCCAGAGCGGAUCCAGAGCGGCUCCCAGUCCCGGGAGACAAAGCGGAUUCCGGACCCGAUCCCAGAGAGAGACUCUGCGAUGAACAGAAAGAAAACAAGGGAACUGGUGAAGGAGACGAUGACUGUGGUGAAGAGAAAAGUGAAGAAGCUGCAGAACAGAGAGAAAGCAAAGGAAGAUCCUGCUUUAGAAUGUCCACCUUUGGGGAUGGAAUCUCUGGGUGUUGAAGACACACAGAUGACAGCAUCGAGCACUCUGAGAAUUGGACUCGGCGCUCAUCGAGGUCGCCUCAAUAUCCAGGCUGGCAUUGAGGAAGGGGAUUUCUAUGAUGGUGCCUGGUGUGCUGGGAAGGAGGAUACCAGCCAGUGGCUGCAGGUAGACUCAUGGCGAAUGACCAAGUUCACCGGGAUUGUUACUCAAGGCCGGAAUUCCAUCUGGAGCUGGCAUUGGGUUUCCUCCUAUAAACUGAUGUUUAGCAAUGAUACCUACACCUGGAGCAGCUACAGGAAUGGCAAUGAGGAUCUGAUCUUCAAAGCAAACUCGGAUCCAGAAACUCCUGUGGGGAAUUUUUUCCAGACUCCGGUGGUUGCUCGAUAUAUCCGCAUCAACCCACAGAGCUGGUAUCCGAAUGGGACCAUCUGCCUGAGAGCUGAGGUUCUGGGCUGUCCUCUUCCAGGUCUGAACAAUAUUUAUUUUGGGACCCCUCCCUCUGGGAGUUCCGAUGAUUUGGACUUCAGACACCACAACUAUGAGGAACUGAGACGGGUAAUGAGGGAGAUGCGGAGACAGUGCCCGGAAAUCAUCCGCACCUACAGCAUUGGAAAGAGUUACGGGGGCCUGAAACUGUACGUGAUAGAGAUCUCAGACAAUCCCGGGGUACACGAGCUGGGAGAGCCGGAGUUUCGAUAUGUUGCAGGGAUGCAUGGCAACGAGGUGGUGGGCCGGGAAAUUCUCAUUUACCUGAUGCAGUAUCUGUGUCAGCAAUACAAGGAACAUAACCCUCGAGUGGUCAGGCUGGUGGACAGCACACGGAUACACCUACUACCCUCAAUGAAUCCUGAUGGAUAUGAAGUGGCACAUAAACUGGGCUCCGAGCUAUCUGGAUGGGCUGCUGGGCGUUAUAAUCUCCAGGGAUUUGAUCUCAAUCAUAACUUUGCUGAUCUGAAUACUGUUCUUUGGGAUGCAGAGGAUGAAUCACAAGAUCCCAGUCUGAUCCAGAAUCAUUUCAUCCCUGUACCAGCUUAUUACACUUGGCCCAAUGCCUCAGUUGGUCCUGAAACCAGAGCAGUUAUCAAAUGGAUGAGGAAGAUCCCGUUUGUGUUGAGUGCAAAUCUACAUGGGGGAGAUAUGGUGGUUUGUUACCCGUUCGACAUGGCCCGCAGCUCCUGGCUGGGCCGGGAACUGACACCUACCGCAGAUGAUGAUGUUUUCCGCUGGCUCUCUGCUGUCUAUGCAUCAAGUCACCGAGCGAUGGUGCAGCACGACCGGCGGCUCUGUCAUGGUACCAACUUCAUGCAGCACAGCAACGUCAUCAAUGGAGCAGACUGGCAUACGGUGCCUGGCAGUAUGAAUGAUUUUAGUUACCUGCACACUAACUGCUUCGAGAUUACCGUGGAGCUGAGCUGUGAUAAAUAUCCCCACCAGACUGAGCUCCCGGCAGAGUGGGAGAAUAACAAGGAGUCACUUCUCAUCUAUAUGGAGCAGGUUCAUCGUGGGAUAAAGGGGGUUGUCAGGGACGACGACAACAACGGCAUCAAUGGAGCGAUCAUCGCUGUCAAUGGGAUUAACCACGAUAUACGGACAGCUGUGGAUGGGGAUUACUGGCGAUUGCUGAAUCCAGGAGAUUAUGAGGUCACAGCGAAGGCCGAGGGUUUCCUGCCUGUAUCUCACACUUGCCGUGUUCGAUAUGACAGUCGCCCGACAAUAUGUGACUUUGUUCUAACGAGGAGCCCAAGCAGCCAGAGGGCCAAGCAGAGGCAGCCAGUUCCGAAAGCACCGGUCCGCAGGAUUCAUCAAACCAGGGCAAGAGGACAAGGGCAGUAACCACUCACACACACACACUCACACACUCACACACACACACUCACACACACACACACACUCACACACUCACACACACACUCACACACUCACACACACUCACACACACAC